AUGAGCUGGAACUGUUACAGGUCUAAUUCUGAAUCAAGUGGUUUUGUUUACAGCGAUGAUAAAUUAAAUUCUUUAAUGGAUUUUGAUUUCCAAAUAUUGAUUACUAAAGACAAUCGAAGAAAUGAUAUUAAUAAUACACUCUUAAGACUAAUGAAUAAUUUAAAAAUAUAUGAUAAUACAAUAAAUUAUGAAACAAUACGAUUAAUAAUGAAAAAAUUAGAUGAUUUAGUUCAAAAUUAUUUUUUUCAAUUAAAAUCAAGCGUCAUCAUUUAUUCAUAUGAUACUUGCAAUGAAAAUCGACGUUUAAUGUACACAUCAUUAGAUAAUAUAGUGAACUUUAUGAUUAAUACAGAGGUGAAAAAUAAAGACAUAUUUAACUUUAUUAAAUCAAAUGACAAUUUAGAUGAUAUAGAUACUUUAAAAGUUAUUGUAAAAAAUGAAAUGAAAACAUCACAAUCUAAAAUUUUAUCCAAACAUCCUUUACCAAUAAGAACAAAAUUUUCAAACCAAAAAUAUAUUCAAAUGAAAAAUAAAAAUAUGAUGAGUUUUUUAGUUCAACAAUUUAAUCCUACCAUAAUGUCAAUAAAAAUAAACCAUGAUGAAGAAAAUUUAAUUGAGAUUAUAUAUGAUUCAAAAUCGGGUGAAUUAAGAUUUGGUAAUACUUUAAAAGUUGAUAGUUUAAUUAAUUCAAUGAGUACGGAAUAUAAG
Didymodactylos carnosus is the source of this 708-nucleotide messenger RNA. Lineage: Eukaryota; Metazoa; Rotifera; Eurotatoria; Philodinida; Philodinidae. The record is from the annotation of a GenBank genome assembly.